CAAAUUUAUUCAGGAAAACAUGGCGUCCGUCUAAAACUUGACUGUAGAACCAAUUUGGUAAAUCAGACCCACUUUAAACAAAGACACGGUUUCGCCGAAGGUUUUAAAAUCCUAAAAAGACAAAUUAAACCGGAGCUGCUCGGCAGAACGUUUCGGUUUACGUUAGGAGUCCCCUCCACUGUCCGUGUGUCGUUACCGGAUUGUCUGCAGUUCAUUAUCAUGUUUGAAGAAACGGGCCCAGAGUGGCUGUCCGAGGAGGUGAAAACAGGAACAACCAUUAUCGCCAUAGAGUUUGAUGGAGGGGUCGUGCUGGGGUCUGACUCCCGAGUGUCUGCUGGGGCAUCAGUGGUGAACAGAGUGAUGAACAAACUGUCUCCCCUCCAUGAUAAGAUCUACUGUGCUCUGUCAGGAUCUGCAGCAGACGCUCAGACUAUCGCUGAGAUAGUCAACUACCAGCUGGAUGUGCACAGCAUUGAGAUAGGUGAGGAUCCUCAGGUUCGCUCAGCUGCCACUCUUGUGAGAAACAUCUCAUACAAGUACAAAGAGGAGCUGUCAGCACACCUGAUUGUAGCCGGCUGGGACAGAAGAGAUGGAGGGCAGGUGUUUGCAACUAUGAAAGGACUCCUGACACGUCAGCCGUUUGCAGUCGGCGGCUCUGGCAGCUCGUAUGUUUACGGGUUUGUUGAUGCUGAAUAUCGCAGAGGCAUGAGAAAGGAGGAGUGCCAGCAGUUUGUUGUCAACACUCUCUCUUUGGCAAUGAACCGUGAUGGCUCCAGCGGAGGUGUGGCCUACAUCGUCACCAUUGAUGAACACGGCACAGAGGAGAAAGUUGUUCUAGGAAAUCAGUUACCCACCUUCUUUGAUCAGUGACAGAUUUU
Oreochromis niloticus (Nile tilapia) is the source of this 878-nucleotide messenger RNA. It is a transcript of the gene psmb9a, whose product is annotated as proteasome 20S subunit beta 9a. Gene Ontology annotation, cellular component: cytoplasm; proteasome core complex. Bases 220 to 870 code for a protein of 216 amino acids. The transcript has 6 exons. Gene Ontology annotation, molecular function: threonine-type endopeptidase activity. The record is from RefSeq and is a predicted model, not a curated record. Lineage: Eukaryota; Metazoa; Chordata; Actinopteri; Cichliformes; Cichlidae.